GGCUGGCAGAAGCCGUGCCAGCCGCUCCUUCAGCUCCAGUUCGGAUGGAGCUAGCGAGUCCUCAUCUUCAUCUUCAUCCUCGUCCUCCCGAUCCCGGUCACGGUCAUUCUCCCCACCGCCCAAGCGGUGGCGAAGGUACCGCUCAAGAUGUUCCCACAGCUCCUCCUCCCGCUCCAGCUGUGGGUCAUGUGGCAGGUCCCGGGACAGGUCCUCCUCCUCAUCGUCAACGUCCUCCCACUCAUCCAGGUCCACAUCCCGCAGCCAGUCCCGCUCCCGCUCCCCCUCGCCCCGCAGGAGGAGUAACAGGCGGAGAAGAUACAGUUACGACGCACAGGACCACUACCAAAGGCAGAGGAUCCUCCAGAAGGAACGUGCAAUAGAGGAGCGGCGAGUUGUGUUUAUUGGCAAGAUCCCCAGCAGGAUGACGCGGUCGGAGCUGCGGCACCGCUUCUCUGUGUUCGGGGACAUUGAGGAGUGCACCUUGCAUUUCCGCUCUGAGGGGGACAACUAUGGCUUUGUCACCUACCGCUAUGCCGAGGAAGCCUUUGCUGCCAUUGAGAGCGGGCACAAGCUGCGGCGCCCGGAUGAGCAGCCCUUUGAUCUGUGCUUCGGCGGCCGCCGGCAGUUCUGCAGGAGGAACUAUGCUGACUUGGACUCAAACCGGGAGGAUUUCGACCCGGCCCCCGUCAAGAGCAAGUUUGACUCCCUGGACUUCGACACGCUGCUGAGGCAGGCACAGCGCAGCCUGCGGAGGUAGCGGCAGGCAAGGCGGAGCGCCCGCCCCCACUUUUAUACUAAAUACAAAAGACAAAAAAAGUAUGGAGAGAGAGAGAGAGAUGGGGUUUUUAAGAAAAAGAAAAAGGAAAAAAAGAAAUUUGUUUUAUAGCCAGUAUUUAAGGAGGACGGGUCAUUCGCCUUCGACCGGAAGGGCCCAGGCGAGUGGCAGCCCCAGGCUUGCCCCAGCCAUGUAAUAAAUGCAGAUGCCCAAACA
Molecule: messenger RNA, 991 nt
Organism: Pelecanus crispus (Dalmatian pelican)
Lineage: Eukaryota; Metazoa; Chordata; Aves; Pelecaniformes; Pelecanidae
Source: RefSeq, a predicted model, not a curated record